Messenger RNA from Lepisosteus oculatus (spotted gar), 3347 nucleotides. The record is from RefSeq and is a predicted model, not a curated record. Lineage: Eukaryota; Metazoa; Chordata; Actinopteri; Semionotiformes; Lepisosteidae.
UCGAUUAGUCUACCUCGGUGCAGCGGAAUGCAGGUGAGGCGCUGACGUCGCCUUCAGGUGAGCUGGCAGCGCUCCUUCGCAUCCUGAUUGGAAAAUGGCCGCUGCGGUCCGGUGGGCGAUACAGAGCAGCCCAUGGAAAACCAGACUGUGGUUUGCACUGCUCGCAAGGAUGCUUCUGUGGGCUACUGACCGUGGAGCUGAAGCUACCCCUGAGCCAGGGCAGUGGACGUUCACGGUCGACAAUACUUCAAGGCCACUGCUCCUGCAGAAAUCCUUGUUUGAAAACACCGAUAUUUACCUUAAAGUGAAGUCCUUUCAUUGUCCGGAAGUGACGAGAUUAACAAUCAAGUGGUAUCUAAAAUAUUACCCCUGUCACAAUGAGUUUAACAAUAUUGAUGAGAUGUAUGAUAAAACAUAUCUCAGUCGUGGAGAAAGUCUUGAUCCAAACCCUUUUGGAACAGGAGAGUAUAUUAAUCACACAUACCAUAAUGUUGUCUGCCAUAACGAGCUGCAAGUCUUUCCAGUGUUAAAUAAGAGUAAUUCAUUGCCACGUUCAAUCUUGCCACCCUCAGCACCUGCUGAAAAGUACACAUUAUCUUCUACACGGACACAGAAUGGAACAGCUGAAUUUCACUCUCUGGAGGAUGUUAUAGUCACAGCAUGGAGAGAUGGGCCGUAUUUAUUAGUGGUUUCUUUUAAAACAUAUGAUGGAAAAGCAAACUGGAAUUUGUCAGUGCAAGUAACUAUGAAAGGCAGCCAUGGAUAUAUAUCCGUUACAGAAUGGCCACUGAUGAUUUUCUACAUGGUGAUGUGCAUCAUCUACAUUCUUUAUGGAGUGCUGUGGUUUCUGUGGUCAGCGUGCUAUUGGAAAGAUCUCCUGAGGAUCCAGUUUUGGAUUGCUGCUGUUAUCUUCCUGGGAAUGCUGGAGAAAGCAGUGUUCUGUGCUGAGUAUCAAAAUACCAACAUUGUAGGGUCAGCAUCGCAAGGACUGCUGAUCUUUGCUGAACUUAUUUCUGCACUGAAACGGACAUUAGCACGGCUACUGGUGAUCAUUGUGAGCCUAGGAUAUGGAAUAGUCAAGCCCCGACUAGGAACAGUGAUGCACAGAGUUGUUGGGUUAGGAGUUCUCUAUUUCAUCUUUGCAGCUGUUGAAGGAGUUUUGAGAAUAACAGGGGGUCGCGAUAAUGCUCCUGCCCUCAUAUCAGAGAUUGUGUUAAACAUGUUUAAUACCGGCUUUGUGUGGUUCAUAUUUGUCAGUUUGGCUCAAACCCUAAAGACAUUAAAAUUAAGGAGAAAUCCAGUGAAGUUAUCUCUUUACAGGCACUUUACAAAUACAUUAAUAUUUGCAAUAAUAGCUUCAAUAAUUUUCAUGAUAUGGACAACAAAAAAGUUUCGAUUGGCAGAUUGUCAGUCAGACUGGAGAGAGCUUUGGGUGGAUGAAGCCUUCUGGAGAUUCUUGUUUUCCAUCAUGCUGUUGGUAAUCAUGUUUCUGUGGAGGCCAUCCGCAAACAAUCAGAGAUAUGCAUUCACACCAUUAAUGGAUGACUCUGAUGAUGAAGAGAUUGAAGAGUUUUUGCUGUCAGAUAAUUUAGCUGAUGGCAUCAAACAAAGAUCAUCAAAAACUGAAUCAAAUGGGACAUCAAACCCUGUAGCUCAUCCUGAUGAAGACUUAAGAUGGGUGGAAGAAAACAUUCCAUCUUCACUUUCAGAUGUAGCCCUGCCAGUCCUCCUGGAUUCAGAUGAGGAAAUAAUGACAACAAAAUAUGAGAUGUCGAAGAUGGAGUGAUAUAAACGGCUGUUCUCUGUCAGUGGUUUGCCUGGCAAUAAUGAUGACCAAAUAUAUAACAGAUUGCCUGGUCAUUUGAUAAUUUAACUUAACGUAAUGAGCCUCUUCAGGGAUUGCACACUUUUUUUAUUUUAUAAAUAUCAUUCAUUCUCCAUUUCAUUCCUAAGCAAUAUACAAAAUGUUUCCAUUAUCAUUUUUGAAAAUGUAGUUAUGAAUACAGGUGAGGUCUUAAAUAUUGGAUGAAGUCGUAAAUGCGCUUUCAGUAUUACUGGUGUUCCAUGAUUUAAAUUGGAAAUGGGUCAUAUUUGACAGUUUGUCUAAUUUUUGUGGGCCUCACAAUAAGGAAAACCUUUUAUAUGCAAAACUGAGUAGUAUGCAGUUCAGGCCAAGCAAGGAAAAUAAAAAAAAAAGUCACUUUUUGUUUUCUUUCUUGGACUUUAUUUUGCUCUUACACUUUGUCAGUUCUUUGUCCAAAAUGGAAGAAAAAAGGAAGGAUUUUCUCAAAGCUCCCAAAAUACCAAAGCUAGACUUCUAUAAAACCAAUUACACCGGGUCUAUGUGGCUGUCAUUUUUAUAGCAUAUUAUUUUGUGAGGCUGUGCUGAACAAAAUCAAGAUAACGUCUGACACCAAGAUAUUUAACGGUUUGCAUUUCCUUUACUGGUGUUUUUCUGCUGUGUAGUAAAUAUAGUCUGACAUAAGUGUUUAAUCAUCGUGUUUCUGUCUGAGUUGUGUUUUGGAAUUAUGUUUGGAUUUUUGUUCUGCUCCAAUUUGAGAGUUAGAAACAAACUUUUUACUCUUUGCAUAGCAGAGAGUAUUACGUUGUCAGAAAAUGCAAAAUGACAAGUUUGCAUUCUUCAUGGUUUUUCUGUUAUUUGCCUUUAAAGCUGUUUGAAGUGUGCUUAACCCAUUGAAAGCCUUUAGUAUAAUGGGUUUUUUUCUUUGCUUUUGAGGAAUAGUUUACGAAACUCAGUUAAGCCAUUUAUCACUGAUACAGAUUAUUUCGUCUUAAAGCAAUGGUAUUAUUAAAUAUGAGGGAACAUUUUUUUUUCUCGUUUUAAUAAAAAGUGCCUCUUUUAAAGUCAGCCUUUAAAAGUAUGUAUAUUUCACUGUAUUGGGAACACUUUACAAAAAAAAAUAGGUAAUUAUCUUUAUUUCUACUGUACAAAUCCAGUAAAUAUGAGCAGUUCAGUUGAACUUUUAGGAGUACAAAUGUGACAGGGAGAUAUUCUGCAGUUAAAACACAUGCCAUGCCAUGGUUUCUGAGUGAAUUGCACACUGCAAAUUUUCUUUUUUCACCUAAACAGUGUUUUUAUCUAGUGGGUGGUAGGUUCACCAAAAAUAUUUUUUUCUUUAUUAUUUAUAUUUUUUCUCAUGCCUUCCAUGUUUUACUUUUGCUAUUGGUAUUGCAGUGAUGUAUUGCACAGAAUAUUGGUCGUCAAACGCUCUGCUCUGCUGAUGCAGUUGUGUUUCCAGUUCUUUUCCAUUUCAUUGAAUGGGUGUUUUUUCAGUAUUAAUUAAAUUAUUGUAAAUAUGAAAUAAAACGGUUUUAUUGGAAUUCAA